Molecule: messenger RNA, 1843 nt
Organism: Hypoxylon trugodes
Lineage: Eukaryota; Fungi; Ascomycota; Sordariomycetes; Xylariales; Hypoxylaceae
Product: phosphoglycerate mutase-like protein
Exons: 2
Coding region: 173-1330 (385 amino acids)
Molecular function (GO): acid phosphatase activity
Source: RefSeq, a predicted model, not a curated record
GUAAUAACUACAAGAUCAACAAUUGCGAGACGAACAACAGAAAAAUAAAAGAGGUUCUUAUUCUCGGCCAAUAUGCAUAGAUACCCAGCCUUGCUUCUGGAUUUCGAAGACAGAGCCCAAUACUAUAGAGCCAGCUAGAAACCCCGCGCUUUUUGAGGCUCAGAAGAAAGUUAUGAAUCGUAACCCAUCACUGUUACUUGAGUCGGCCAGCGGCAUGAUGACUGAAAAGCAAAACCAAUCCAGUGAGGGGAAAUAUCAAGAGAUUUAUUGGUGGCAUAGCGGGGGUCAGCGGUGGCGUUUCGUAGUAAUAUUGGGCUUCGUUUUGGCGGGAACAUUUUUACGGCAAUUUUGGGGUUCCGAAUCUAUAAUCUUCUCCAGCGCAGUACUGCCUACGAUCAAACACCACCAUGAAUUCAACCUAUACGAGCAUCUAGGACAUCUAUCCCCUUUCUUCGUUCCUUCCGACACCUCAAAAUCGCCGAGAAUAGGAACACCAACAGGAUGCACCGUUUCCAAAGGAUUUCUUGUUCACAGGCAUGGCAGUCGACACCCCCACCCAAACGAGCUCCUAGUUAUCCAAAACUUGACAUACUACAUCAACAACAAUAGUGCCUUAUUUUCGCAUCCUCAGGGCAAACUUCCAAAGGCCUGGUCCUUUUUAACAGAAGGAUGGAAUAGCACCUUCAGUACCGACAGUCUUACAGCACCAGGUCGGAAACAAUUAUUCGACCACGGUGUAUCACUUAGGCUACAUUACCCCGACUUAUACUCCGAAAAGGAAGUGCUAGCAGGCGACGAUGACCGAGUCGUCGAGUCAGCUAGAUGGUUCAUGGACGGUUAUUACGGUCGCGUUUCUAAUGCUACCACGAAUUUAAGACCAGUAGGCGAGAAUGAAGAUACGAUCAGUCGGAUCACACCACAUUACACAUGCCCUAAGUGGGACUCUAAAUCCGGCGAAGAACAACUGUCAAAAUGGCGCUCCGUCUACCUGCCGCCUAUCGCGAAGCGCAUCAAUAAAGCGCUUGCUAAGGCGUAUCCUAAAGUCCGAUUUUCCGAAGUGCACGUCCACGGCAUGCUCUAUGCAUGCGUAUACGAAACCUCGGUCUACGGUAUCGGUUCAUCGCCAUGGUGUAAUGUGUUUCUACCUAAAGAGAUAAUGGAUAAUGAAUAUGAGCGCGACCUACAGAUGCGCGGGUUCUCCAGGUACGGAUUGCCCGGAGAGAUGGAAUCUGUACUUGGCAGCCCGCUAGUCAGCAACAUGACGGCCUUCCUACACCAGCGCGACGAAGAAGGACCAAAGUUCUCAUUGGGGUUUGGCCAAUCGCGCUAGGACUAACGGGCUUAGGACUCGCCUCCGACAAAUCGUAUCCGCCCGAAGGACCGGCCGAUCCAGAUCGGGCUUGGAGAUCUGCGAAGCUAAUGCCAUUUGCUGCCUACAUGCUUUGGAAGCGGUUGGAUUGUGGAGAGGAGAAACCCAGGAUUCAACUCACGCUAAAUGGCGCGAAUUUUGGCCUGGCACCGACAGGAUGCAAAACUGAUCAUUAUGGAUCCUGUGUUUUUGAUGAUUUCUUGAAUGCAACUAGAGUGCGAAAAGCUCUGGAUAUCACGCAUGGCGACGAAAGAUGGAAAGGAGUUUGCCACUAAACACCGAAAAGCGCGAAUUCCGCCAUGUUAUUAUAAAUCCGGGAGGGUAUAAAAUGAAAUCUCACAGGACAGACAGGGGGAUAAAUAUAGGUAGUCUAGGUGCCUAAUAUUAACCCACUAUGCCCUAAAUCUGGCCCCCAAUCUGAUCUGGACGUAUCAGAUGCCAAUCAAACCCCAGGGGUUGAGUUCCUUCGAUCUC